This is a messenger RNA of Priapulus caudatus, 3166 nucleotides long. Its product is annotated as dual specificity tyrosine-phosphorylation-regulated kinase 2-like. The coding region runs from base 410 to 2140 and encodes 576 amino acids. Gene Ontology annotation, molecular function: protein serine/threonine kinase activity; ATP binding; protein serine/threonine/tyrosine kinase activity. Gene Ontology annotation, cellular component: nucleus. The transcript has a single exon. Gene Ontology annotation, biological process: peptidyl-serine phosphorylation; peptidyl-threonine phosphorylation. The record is from RefSeq and is a predicted model, not a curated record. NCBI's taxonomy places the organism in Eukaryota, Metazoa, Priapulida, Priapulimorpha, Priapulimorphida, Priapulidae.
CACGUAAACGUUACUCACCGCAGACUACGUUAGCAACAUAAUAAACUAGUCAGUAAAAUGUACAUUCACGUGUUUAUUAUUUGACCUAUCAUCUAAUUGAAAGCUGCAAGCGAGCAUAUAAAGUGUAUUGUACAAUGGGGUUAUAAAGUUGCGCUCCGCUUGCUUUGAAAGCAGGGAGCAUGUCACGUGGGGUAGUGACGUCACGACAAGGGUAAGCUGGGUAACGAAUUUCUCAUAGCAACCAUUCGACAGCAACAGGGAGUGUUGUGCAUUUGCUGUGAUGAAAAUUGGCAGUUUAGUUGGAUGUCUGGCCAUGAUUGCUUGUGUGUGAGUACAGUGACAUGGCGAAUACACAGGAGAUGUCACUAGGAUCGCUAGGCGGUGUCCAGAAUUGCCUCUUAGGAAUAAAAUGUCGAUGAGAUUGAAGGCUUUGGAUACUGCCGAUGCAUCGACGAUUGCAGCAGCCGCAGCAACAAACGGGGAAUCCAUAGUUGUCGGUACUCGCAUAGGACAUUCCACUGUGGCUAAUCACUUGCCUCUACUAAACCACCAGAUGAUCGGUGGUGACAGCAAGCAGACUCUGGCAAAGAUCAACCACGCCAGCGGUCACGGAGCCGGAGUUCAAGUUCAGCAAUUAUACGAAGCGUCAACCGAGCAUAAAAUGAAGCAAAAUGGCGAGACGUUCAACUCGGGUACCCCUACUCAGCUGCUGCCCACCGUACGACCGUCCAGCAGUGCUGGGAGCACUGGCAGUGGCGGUCACUCGGGAUCUGUUAAGCUUAAAUCGCAGCCGCUGACACCAGAGCAGUCUAUGAAGCUGUACAUGCACAAACUCUCUGCGUACGAACAUCACGAGAUCUUCAGCUAUCAAGAAAUCCACUUUCUGGGACCAAACGCAAAGAAGCGACAGGGCGUCGUUGCCGGACCUCAAAACAGCGGCUACGACGACGAGAACGGCUCGUACAUACACGUGCCGCACGACCACGUCGCGUAUCGCUACGAGGUGCUGAAGGUAAUCGGCAAGGGUAGCUUCGGGCAGGUCGUGAAGGCGUACGACCACAAGACGCAUCAGAACGUCGCGCUCAAGAUGGUGCGCAAUGAGAAGCGAUUUCACCGGCAGGCGGCGGAGGAGAUACGAAUCCUCGAGCACCUGCGCAAGCAGGACGUCAAGGACAACUCGAUGAACAUCAUCCACAUGUACGACCACUUCGUGUUCCGCAACCACCAGUGCAUCACCUUCGAACUGCUCAGCAUCAACCUCUACGAGCUCAUCAAGAAGAACAAGUUCCAGGGCUUCAGCCUGCAGCUCGUGCGCAAGUUCGCGCACUCGCUCCUGCAGUGCCUCGACGCCCUCUACAAAAACAAGAUCAUCCACUGCGAUCUCAAGCCGGAGAACGUGCUGCUGAAGCAGCAGGGACGCAGCGGCAUCAAGGUCAUCGACUUCGGCUCGAGCUGCUACGAGCACCAGCGCGUCUACACGUACAUCCAGUCGCGCUUCUACCGCGCUCCCGAGGUGAUCCUCGGCGCGCGAUACGGCAUGCCCAUCGACAUGUGGAGUCUUGGAUGCAUCCUCGCCGAGCUGCUGACGGGAUACCCGCUCCUCCCUGGGGAAGACGAGGCCGACCAGCUCGCGUGCACGAUCGAACUCCUGGGGAUGCCUCCGCAGAAGCUGCUCGAGCAGUCGAAACGCGCGAAGAACUUCAUCAGCUCGAAGGGGUACCCGCGCUACUGCACCGUGACGAACCUACCAGACGGCACGGUCGUGCUGAACGGGGGCCGCUCGCGUCGCGGGAAGCCCCGCGGCCCGCCGGGCAGCCGCGACCUCGUGCAGGCGCUCAAGGGCUGCGACGACGCGCUCUUCCUCGACUUUCUCCGCCGCUGCCUCGAGUGGGACCCGGCGACGCGCAUGUACCCACCCGGCGCGCUCCGACACCCGUGGCUGCGGCGGCGGCUGCCGAAACCGCCGUCGACGGAAACCGCGGGGGCGGCGUCGCCCGCGCCCGGGCGGAAUUCGUCGCGGAGCGUCAUCACGAAGCUGUCCAAUCGCAACGCGAGCGCGAAACAGAGGGUGCCGCUAGCGGAGGAGCCGUCGCUAAACACGCGAACUAAGCUACCGCAGAUCGGGAACUCCAUCUUGUAGCGCAACCUGGCGGGCGAUGGCGGCGUGUUUUAGAAAAAUCGCUUUGCGUGUCGCAGUUUGCGCCGACGCAAGGCUGUGAUAAUUUAUGCCAAAGUGUUGUGCUGUCAUACAUACGUAGAAAGCACGCGAGAGAGACAGAGAGAGAGAUAGUAUUCACUCGAUGGCAUGAUGUGACUCCAUAUAUACAUAUAUGUGUGUGUAUCUAUACGUGUGCGUACGUGUUGGUGUUAUUUAUUACAUGAGCUUCAUGUAUGUGCGUUUUCCCCGUCGGACGCUCGACGCUCCGGACUCUAGGAGACGCCGUCCUGCUCUCCCGCGAGUUCGCAGAGGGCGCCACCUACGCACGGCGCUCGCUCUCCGACGAGAUGAUCUCAGCGCCACCUGGAGGCACGCACGGCGUUCAGCGGGAUGCCCGAUGCAGGUGGCGCCACCGUCUACAGACCGCUCGCGCCGCCAUGUUGGCCCGACGGCGUUGCCGUGGCGACCGCGAGGUUCCAUCGUCCAGGGGGCGCCGGCGUCGACGGGAGUCAUUGAUCCGCUCCCCCCCGGAGGGCGCCGGCUAUUGCCGCGUCGAGACGUGAGGACCGCUGUUUGUUGUGCGUCACCUAGCAACGAUGAAAUUUGCAUGAGCGCGGCGUCUGGCCGCGAGAAUCCCCCCCAUCCUCCUCCCUCCCUCCCCCCUAGUCCCCCCUCCCCCUAGCCCGCCCACGAUUACAGAUAUUAGAUCGUUGUUACUCCGUUGUUGUACAUUUUUCUUCUUUUACCAUCUUUCGUUAUUUCGUGUGUUUUUUUAGUUUUUUCGCCGGCUUUUUAUAUCGUCGUCAUCGUUAUAACGAUUUUACUCUCGGACGCGUGGGUUUUUUCGACGCAUACAGAAUCAGGCCAGUUUCCGUCCAUAUGUUGUGUUGCAAUGUUUUAGUAGGUUUUUUGUACAGUUGCAUAUAUAACAACGAGAUAGAGCGUGAGUGAGGGAGAGAGCGAGAGAUAGAGAGAGAGAGAGAGAGCGCGAGAGAUAGAGAGAGAGAG